Laccaria bicolor S238N-H82 is the source of this 687-nucleotide messenger RNA. RefSeq lists its product as uncharacterized. The coding region runs from base 1 to 687 and encodes 228 amino acids. The transcript has 5 exons. The record is from RefSeq and is a predicted model, not a curated record. Lineage: Eukaryota; Fungi; Basidiomycota; Agaricomycetes; Agaricales; Hydnangiaceae.
AUGUCGAUGUUCACUUCCAAAAAGUUCGACGCAUACAUCCACGUCCGCCCAGCCCUCGAGCAUGUCCGGCCCCUACUCUCGCCCACUACUUACAAGCAAACAGAGUCGAGGGAUACGAAGGAUAUGUUCUUGAAGGCGCAUCCUCAUAUGGCAAAGUUCUCACAAAUUUAUUUUGAUAUGCACGUACUACUCAAGAUUGAACACAUGAAACUCCUCCGGGACUCAAUCGAAGAAGAAUCAGCCUUCGACCUCCGUAGAACGAUGCGGAAUUGGUACAUGAACAUGGCACCUUGCGAUAGGCCCAAAGAGUGUGAACCGUGGUUGCCUGAUUUUCUUGGGGAUAAGAAGUUCUUUGGCGAGGACGAGACUGUCUCAACGGGAUUCUACUUCCCCGGCACCCCGCAUCGAGCUCUCGAUCUUUAUCGAACUCAGCUCAGAUCUCCCAAUUUUACGCAAAAGCGGAGUGCGCCAGAUACCACGAUCCGGCCCGCGCCUACGAAGAGGAUGAAACCAAUCCCAAGAAUUUGGAUUAGUUCUUCGGCUGCUGUGAAGGAUAACGCUGAGGCUGCCCCAAACGCAUCCACACCGUCCCAAAAGCUCAAGCCAAGGGGGAAACCACUCGUUCUUGAAGCCCCGAGUCGUAAGGUGGAUGAUCUUCAGUACGUCAAGUAUGCGCCGGAGCUGUAG